AUGGAUUGCAGGCUUACGCAUAACCUGCCGCUAGGUCCCGCCAAUCGGGCGUCCCAAUUGCCUCCCCGCGGCUCGAAGCAGCAUAACACCAACGAGCUGAACGUGCCUGUGCCGGCCGUGAAGAGGUCCGUAACACCAGGAGCCUCGAGCCUCGCGGCUGCUCCUCCUGGCCCCGACGUCUCCCGGUCUACGUCUCCACUACAACUUUCGCUCCCUGCUCUUCCGAAGUACCAUCCUGCAGCGGGAUCGCAGCUGUCCUCUCCAGACAAUAGAAGAGCGGAAAGUAGACUCAGCAGCACUUAUUAUACAGCAGCCUGGGGCUCUCCAUAUGCAACACCGAGUCCUAGACGGCUGUCUUCCUCAAUAAGAAGCCGUCGGGGUAUUACAGAUUUUGAUUUGGAGGCUUCCCCUAAUCACUCCAUGCACGCUGGACAGCCAGAACCGUCGUCAAGGAGGAAUAAUUCGCGUGAUAUCAGCGUACCCCCAUCGGAAGCCUCUCAAACCUUUUACGGCUCGCUUGGUAGACGGUUGGAGAGGGAUCGUCUGGUGCGGCAAGGGGGAAAGUCGAUAAAAGACUUCACUCAGGAUUGGAUUAACCAGUAUCUUUCAGGGCAAUUACGCUCUGAGCGGACAAAUUGGUUAAGCGACGAUUCCGGUGACGACGUAGCAUCGUUCCUUACAGCCAAAAAUCACUUUAGCGAAUCUGAAGGUUGGCUUGGUCUUGACGACGAUCCAUUGGAAGACGACCCUCUGAAAACGCCGACAGCGUCUACUUUCUUCAACCGAAAACUUAAAGAGCCCGCGGCAAGGCUUGAUCUUCCGAGAUUGAGAGCUAAGCAUCUCAAAACGAACAGUUCAGACACAUUGAGACAGUCUGACUUUUGGGAUUUCGGAUACGACCAGGACGCCACCCCUGCCGUGAUGCCGAACACCGAGUCCUUAGAGGCUACAGAGCCUGAACUCGAGGUAGCUCGCAAGUCAAGCAUACCUGUCUCACCGGUUGAGAAACCGCUCCCGCCUCCUCCGACAGUGGAUGAAGAGUCCAAAACUGAACCCAUACCUCCCACUAUUACUAGAACUUCGACCCAGAGGGCAAAAAAGCGUGUUCUCUGGAAGAAUAAACCAUGCGUGAUUGCACUUCCCCUUAAUGAUUCCCGUGGUGCAAUUGAAAGCUCAGGCCCACUCCUCACGCCUGCUGAUGUCGAACGACGACUGAAGGAAUGGGAAGAGGCUGGGUAUGAUGUCCGUUCGGUUGGAUAUGAUCUUUCACAGAGUCGUCCAGCAUUCCCUGAUGCUGCCGAAUGUCAUCAAGAGUGGCAACAAAGGAACUAUGCCAUUAGCUUCCCUGAUCAGGCGGAAUGGGACGCUUAUGUCAACUUCUUGAAAGAGGAGAAGCUCAGGGCUCUCGGAGUAUCUCUUGGAGGUGAUGACCUCGCGUCCGCUCCAGUGAGUCAAGCUCCGUCGCAGUUCAUUGGAAACACGGUCUCUCCGCCCAUUCCAACUUCGUCUGCGGCUAGUAACCACCUAAAUAUGUCGGGAAACCCACUCGCAGCAAUUUUGGGUCAAACAACAAAGCCAAAUGCCGGUCUCCUUUCUAUGACUUCUCCAUCCUCUCCUUUUGGCUUCUCUGCCAGCUCUCCAUUUUCAAACCCGCCUGUAUCGUUUUCAAGCGAGCCUGGGUAUUCUUUUAUGCCGUUUCAGACGCCAGCAACGACAACCCAAGGCACUCUCACGCCUCAAAAUCUUUAUGGUAUUCGAACCGGCAUUCUGUCGCCUGUUGGCGCUACAAGCAUACCAAACCUGGGUUCAUUGCUGCAGCCAGUAUCCCCGCUUACAGCUGAUGAGUCAAAACAAUACCCAGCGGGGUUUAAUGCUCACCCUUCAUUAAAUCAUACGUUCGUCGGUCAGUCACAAACGCCACAACUUGGAGAUGCCAGUAACAUUAUUUCUCCUCCUUUGGACAAUCCUGGCCUCGAAGUUGAGGCAGAUUCGGACACAAUACAAUCUUCUUCUGGCCCUGAAAUUGCUCACCCAACUCCACGAGGGCACAACCAUAACCUAAGCGAAACGCUUCAAAGGGGUGUCGAGCGUGGUGAUUUCCGGCUUGGGAACUCGGUCACAAAAGAACUUGAAGACGACCAGGGAACUCAAUCUCGCAAUGAUCUGAUGAAAUCGCGGUGGGACAUGCCCGAUGAAUCUGCUCAACAUCCCUUUGCUCAGGCAGCCCAGACUAGUCAGCAGCAUCAUUUGCUACAGCAACAAUUAUUUGGCGAGCAGCCUCAUGGAGAAGGCCAGCUUGAUGGGUCUGAGAUUGAUACGAAUCCAAGCUUGUUAGGCACUCCUACCCAUGAAAACAUGCAACAUCACGGAUUUAACCCAAUUAGCCAUCAAGAAAGCAGUGCAAAUACUUUCAUCCCACGUCAUCAAUCGAAGCCCUCCCUCUCCAAUCUCAAUAUUGCUGCUAAAGCUUUCGAACCGACGGCAACUUUCUCUCCAACUAAUUAUUCAUUCAUGACUAACACCUUCCCGCCUGGAGUCAGUAACGCUGGCACUAUUUUCAGCCCUGGCCUUUCACAGCACAGUGCGAAUUCGCAUUCAAGUAGCUUCAAUGUGAACGCUCCGACUUUCGAGGCACAUUCAAACCGAAACUCGCUUUCCAAUUUCAAGCUCUCUUCCGCCUCUUUCAACGUUGAGGCUCCUGUUUUCAACCCUGGUCAAGGUGCACGCGUCGACGUCCCUCAAAAUACGUCCGCUGAAGGUAAAAGCAAAAUAUAUGGUGGUUUCAAUCCAUCCGUCAUUGUGCCACCAGCCAAAAGGUCGAAGGCGAUCCCAAUUGUACGACCAGAAGAACAAAAGGAAGAAAUGCGGGAUACUGAUAUGAUCGAAGAUGAAAGCGGAGAUCAUGAUGUGCAAGGCCGUGAGAAACGCAAGCGGAGAUCAAAGGAUGACGGUGGUGACGAGACAUCAUUGCCCAUCCUCGCAGAUAUUGCAGUAGAUUCCAAACCGAUUCUUCCGGUUGUCGGAAGCCCCGCCAACGUUGACGUCUCUGAAAAGAGGGAUGAUGCUGAGAACGAAACCGAUAAAAGAUCGAAUGUCGUGGCAGCUGAGGAUGAAUUUGAAGCGGAAACAGACAGAUCCACAAGCACGCCUAUAAGUGAAUCUACCACUUGGAAACCGUUUGAAUUCAAGAACGAAGAAGAUGCAGCUGCUUUCCAUGCAGCCCUUCCUAUUACUUCCGUUCCAUUUAGUUCCAAGAAAAGCGAGACACUCUCGGAAGCUUCUCCAACGCCAGAUAAGAAAGGUACGAUGCGGCCUAUCUCUAAUUCGAAUAAGGAGCUUCCUCUUCUUCCUCAAGAAAACAUUGAAGAUAGCCAACAAAAGGUAUCUGAUUUGAAACCAACGCCAGAAUCAUUGGAAUUCAAACCCUCUGCUCCGUUCUCAGUGCCGGGUCCAGUUGAACUUCCGGCGGAAAGGCCUGAAAAACUGGUUGGCUUAGAAGGCUCCAAGUACGCUGUGCGUAGUCCGGCAGUCUCCGACGCUGAACAAGCUUCUCCCACGACAGAUCUCUCUCAGGGCCAAUCUAGUGCGGAAGCCGAGCGGUUAGACGAUAAUCUCGAACACGACUCGCCCAACGAGCAAGAAAUCGAUGCGGUUAUGCGUCAAUUGAACGAGGAUGACCAAGAUCUUGGUAUCGAGAGAAUGGAGCCAUCGCUCCCUGAGCAUAUUGCUAUCAAGGACAAGAAUGUGCCGGAAAAUCAAUAUGGUACUCCUGAACUUGCUGCAUCAAUAUUAAGUCACAGCAAUGCCCCUAGCCCAAGCCCUCGCAAUAUGUCUUUGACGCGAGGAAGUUUGCCCAAGCUAAACACAGGCAUUAUCACGCCCUCGCAUGCUCUCUUUACCCCUCAACGAAGUUCCAACCUUGGCUCUCAAUCUCCAAUCCGCCACUUGAAUAAUCCCGAUAUCGAUCAUAUUAGUGAUUGGGAUGAUGCUAUUUCGUCUGGCCAAGAAGAAGAGCUGCAAUAUAGAGCACGUUUCUUCGACACUCAUGUUGAUGAGGUUAUCGGUAGUGUAUUGGACGAUCGUCUUCUUCCUCUAGAAAGGACCUUGGAUACGAUUGAAAACUCGAUCGCUUUGCUUGCGUCACAAACGGCGACGCGAAGAAGCACGUCCGCUGAUGUUGAACAUAGCGAUGCAGAUGACGAAGAUGAAGAUGAAGAUGAAGAAGCCGCUAGACACAGGUCACGAUCGCCCCUUAAUAGGCAGAAUCGACUUAUUGAGAAGAUUAGGCAAGUCGUUUCGGAAAGUGUGACUACCAACCAGACUCCAAAAGAACCUGCGCCGCUGGUUGAUCUAUCCGAGAUUCAUAGCUCCCUUGCGGAAUUGAAGACUCUAACAACGCAAUUUGCUCCGAAGGAAAUUCCUUCCGUCGAUCUUUCCGAGGUUCAUGCAUCACUUUCGGUCUUGAAAACUUUGGUCACCACUAAAUCGGAACAGGACGAAGCGAGCAAUUUAAAAACCGAAAUCAUUGAUUCCAUUGUCAAUCAUCCUAAGCUUGCUGAAAUGAUGCGUAGUUCAAAUGAGGAAAAGGAUGCGGAGAAACUUCAGAUGCAGCUUGAGGGUCUGCAAAGUAUGUUGCGCCUCGCAGACGAUCGAGCGGAAGAAGAGUACAAGAACCGAAGGAGGAUCCAAGACUCCUUGGCGGAAUCGCAGAGACUCCUGAAGGCCGCUGAGGAUGAUGCUGUGCGACACAGGGAUGCUGCUGCCGCUUCCGAAGAGGCGCUACGGACCUUCAAAGAACAGAAGUUGCCUGAGAUGGAACGGCUAGAGAAACAGUCAGCUCUGCUCAACGAAAAUCAAGAAAGCCUACAGCUCACACUUUCUGAACUCUCGCAGAAGAACAUCACACUCCAAGGAACACUUGACGAGUAUAGAGAAACCGGUGAUCAUUUACGCUCUCAGCUUGAUGAAGUGGAAGGAGAGAAUAAGGAACUUCGUCGGACAAUUAGUGUUUUGAAAACCCAGAUGGAGGAUAGCCUCCGUGCUCGCCAAAGUCUUCGAGGAAAAUUUGAGAAACUUCAAGAAGACAUGGUUACUGCUGCCCGGGAUAUAGCUCAAGAGCAAUCAUCGUGGAGAACAAAGGAGGAACAACAAGAGAUCAUGUAUAACGUACUGAAAGCACAGUAUGAUGACGAAGUGAAACGCCGGAAGAAACUGGAGCUCCAUAUCGAUGAUUUGGAGCAGAAGGAAAAAGAAGCCACGAAAUUGAGAUUCAUCCUUGGGCAGUCUCAGGAAGAAAAUGCGAAGUUGGAGGAGCUGUUGAUGAUGGUGCGACAAGAAAGCCAUGACUAUCAGAAUAAGGCAGCCAAAUACGAACGCGAAUUCAAUGAGGCUCGUGAAAUAAGUCGUAUUGAAAUCCAGAGAGUAAGGACAUCAAUGGAAGCUGACCUUGAGAACGCGAAUCAUCAGGUCAAUUUUGUUCGUGCGGAGCUCGAGAGUCAGAUCAAUAAUCUUGAAAAUCAAUUGGAGACCGCGAACAUGGAUGCGGAUACGUCUAAAGCGAGAUUCGAACUUCUAUUAGAAGAAGCGAGAGAUGCAAAAAUGGCGGCCCUCCACGAAGCUGCUGAAUCGAAGGAAAUAGCGCUUCAGGAGCAGCGCCUUGCACAUGAGCGAACACUGAAUGACCUUCGAGAGCGACAUGCCCGUGUUUUACACAAUGGAUCUGAAGACCGGCAGCGCGAGGAAUCUCAUUAUAUGGAGUUGAUUGCACUUCGGGAUGAGCGGAUCGAUCACGUCCAUGAUAAGGUCGCUCACUUGGAAGAAAAGCUCGAAAUCGCCAAGACAGCAGCGCGCACCGCUGCUCAAGCCGCACAGAACGCCAAGGCAGCACAAGUCAUGUCACCAACUCAGGUCACUUCGCCGUCGUUGACAUUCACAAAGGGUACUAAUGUUCCCGAAAAGAUAUCCCCUCAGGCACUUCGUGAAUCAAUCCUGGUGCUGCAGGAUCAGUUGCAACAGCGAGAAGGGUGCAUCGAAGAGCUUGAGCAUGAGCUUUCGCUUAUUGAUAAAGAUGCACCGCUGAAAGUAAAGGAAAAAGAAACAGAAAUUGCUUGGCUCCGUGAACUGCUCCAUGUUCGUUUGGAUGACUUGCAAGAUAUCAUCAAUGUGCUGUCACAACCAUCGUUUAAUCAGAGUGCCGUACGCGAUGCUGUUAUCCGCUUGAAGGCGAAUCUACAAAUGCAGCAGCAGGAGAAAGAGAGGUCAAUGGCGGGUGGUAGCCCCCAAACAUUCCCUUCGCUCUCUGCAAUCUCGACUUUCGCCGCGUCACCACGUGCUCUGCCGCUUGCGGCUGCGGCUGCGUGGGGAAAUUGGCGAAAGGGGAGGGAGAAUUCUUUGGGGCCCAAUAUGGCCGAUAACGGGUCCAACAGCAAUGACAAUACACCAUCCAAAGCAUCAAGUUCACAAAGCUUCUUGACCGGACUGUUAACGCCGCCUCACUCGAACAUGCGCACCUCGGCGAGUCGUUCCGUUCCUCCGCCACGUUCUUAUUCUGACAGCCGCCCACUAAGAUCCUCUGGCGCGACCCGUCGCAGGCCGUCAACUCUCCAACCGGAGGCAACACCCCAGCCAACGGAGGCUCCACGGACUCCACCUCUUUUGCGAAAGUCAAGCUAUGACCAUGAUGCGGAAGCGACGAAUUACGAUGAGGCGUACGCUGAUGAUAACGAGAGUAUCAUCAGUGGUAUUCUCACACGGGGCUCGACCGCGCCAGCUAAUGAUGGCCCGUUUGGUCCGGCCAUAUAAUGGCGAUGAAAGCGAAGUCGUUUCGCUUAUAUUAACUUUUUUCUGGGAUUUGCCCGGAAAACUGGUUUACCCUUUCUCCCAUGUCGUUAUUAAUUUUUUCCCCUCCUCCCCAUAACUAUUUCCCUAUUUUCUCGGUCUUUCUCAUAUCAUCGAUGCAUAGUGAUAACGAUUUUCACGCCAUUUAUUAUCUAUCACCGUUUAAUAAUAAUCUCUUUAGAAUUCCUGUAUAUUUAUCUCCCACUUUCGUUCUCUCCAUCUGACCUUCAGUCAAUCGUUAUCAUCUAUACAAGUCUUUCAUUCCAAAAUUUUUUUAAUCUCGUUUGCUUUCCUUGAUUUUUGACUUUUUUGGAACUUCCGGGAUAUCCUUUGCCCCCAGGCUGCAUUGAGUGGAUACAAUUUUUUGUUACUUUUGAUCGACAUUUGAGACACCCGUUUAUACCCCAUUCUUGAAUUCCUUUUUUUUUUUUUUUCCAAUUUGAUUUUUUAUAUCAGAAUGUUGCUAGUAUUUUCUCCGCUUUGACCAGAUUGAUAGCCAUACAUAUAUACAUAUACCCUUGC
Messenger RNA from Coccidioides posadasii C735 delta SOWgp, 7359 nucleotides. RefSeq lists its product as uncharacterized. Lineage: Eukaryota; Fungi; Ascomycota; Eurotiomycetes; Onygenales; Onygenaceae. Gene Ontology annotation, cellular component: cytoskeleton. The record is from RefSeq and is a predicted model, not a curated record.